Larimichthys crocea (large yellow croaker) is the source of this 1094-nucleotide messenger RNA. RefSeq names its product vacuolar protein sorting-associated protein 37B. NCBI's taxonomy places the organism in Eukaryota, Metazoa, Chordata, Actinopteri, Sciaenidae. Bases 260 to 1081 code for a protein of 273 amino acids. Gene Ontology annotation, cellular component: ESCRT I complex. Gene Ontology annotation, biological process: ubiquitin-dependent protein catabolic process via the multivesicular body sorting pathway; protein targeting to membrane; protein targeting to vacuole. The transcript is spliced from 5 exons. The record is from RefSeq and is a predicted model, not a curated record.
UCCUGCGGGUCUCAGGAGGGGAAAGUCCUCUGUGUCUCAGAUCAGGACUUUCACUGAUGAGCUAGAAGGGAGCUCUGCGGCGCUCGUCUUAAGGAUUAACUCAGACUACAUAUAGCCGAGUUAUUCUCAGGCUGAGUUAUUCCGAGAACCGGCUGGCAGUGAUCACCUGAGGAGCAGGCUGUGUUUUCCUACAGUCCUUGAACGCAGCAUUAGCAGCUCACAUUGCGCCCCCAUCAGGACGCAUCAGGACCAGACUCUGAUGAAGCAAAGAGCAUCCAGAGUCAUCAUGUCUCUGUCGGUGCAGUUUGGUGCUCUGAGGACCAGAGAGCUGCGAGAGCUGCUGGAGGACGAAGACAAGAUCAAUCACAUCAUCAGGCGCAGCGAGAAGGUUCAGAGGCUGCAGAGGGCUGCAGACAGGAUGCUGCUUUCAAACCAAAAACUGGCAAAAGUCUGUCUGUCUCAAAAACCCACAUUCAGAGACGCUAAGCUGCUGCUGGCAAUGAAGUACAAGGAGCUGGAGAAAGUCAGGAGCAUCAUCCAGGCCAAGCAAGAACAACUUGCAGAGAGACACAGCAUGCAUUACGUUCAGUGGCGUCUACUGAAGAAGAUCAACCAUGCAGAGGAGGACUGUGAGCUGCUAUUUCAGAGGUUUGUGGAGGGGAAAUCGCCGCUGGCAGAUUUCUUGGAUUCCUUUCUCAGCUCGCGGAAACUCCAACACAUCAGUUUGUUCCUGUUAAAGAAACUCCAGGAAAUUAUGGAACUUAAAUCAACACAAAAUCUCAGCGAGGUUCACGCUCAGCAUUUCUCAGCGGGUUUCCCAGAGCAGAUCCACGACGCCUGCCUCCCAGUCUGCAGCCUCCCCACAGCUGUCGUCUUACCUGCCUGCUCCCUGCACCCUCCGUUCCUGCUGCCCUUUGCCACUCACGGCCAGUGUCUACAGCAUUUACCGUUUUGUCACGACUAUAACGAAUCCCUGUAUGCAGGAGGAGUGCAUGGACGAGGCCACAAAUGGCCAGCAAGAUCCAUCCGUCUUCAGCCGCUGAAGGCGCAACAGAAGAGGCAUCAACACACACCACAGUGAAGUCUAAUCUAGA